UUUGUCAGCAGAUUAUCUAAUAUGGUCAUUAACAUCAACAUUCAUAACUUAAUUUUUGGCUUGUAAAUUAUUCUUAUUUAUCGACACUGUCUAUUUCGUAAAUAGAUUUAAAAGUUUGUGGAGUUAGAAAUUAAAUAGCUUAUAUUACUUAAGUAAAUAACAUUGCUCUUUCUAGCUUUUCUAGCACAGCUGUUUGCAUUAUUUCGUCAGAAUGACAAUGGGCGAUGAAUCACCCGUCACUUCCUUGGUUUUGCCUGUACUCAUACGCCCCGUAUUAUCACAGCUUGAAAAGUACCAUGUUGGAGGUUCUCAAACAUUACGUGCAGCUCUCACUAAAGCAGAAGCAGCUGUUCCUGGGCUUAACUAUGAUUUGGUGGCUGGAAUCAUGAGACGGGCAGAGAUACCUGUGAAUAUGAAUGAAAGCUUGCUACGUUUACAAGGAAUACUUACUGAGUCUGAAUGUGCAGAUUUAAGACUGAACCGAACUGAGGAGGCAUUCCAAGAAUUGAACAAAAAAUCUUCAGCCCUGAAGAAAAUUCUCAGCAGAAUUCCUGAUGAGAUCACUGAUCGCAAAACCUUCCUGGAGACUAUUAAAGAAAUUGCUUCAGCUAUAAAAAAGCUGCUGGAUGCAGUUAAUGAGGUUUCUACCUACACCCCUGGAGCUGGGAAACAGGCUUUGGAGCAAAGAAAAAGAGAAUUUGUCAAGUACUCAAAGAGAUUCUCCAACACCCUGAAGGAGUAUUUCAAAGAGGGACAGGCAAACGCUGUUUUCGUAAGCGCCAUGUAUUUGAUUCAUCAAACAAAUCAAAUUCUCUACACGGUGAAGUGCAAGUCAGAAUAAGAAAAAUAUAUAUUAAUUUGGAUUAGUAGAAGGUUAUUUUAGUUAAGACUUUUUUGUUAUAUAUACACUAUAUUAAACAGUAACAAAAAUUACUAAGUUUAAAAUAAGUAUCAUUAAAAUAUUACUUCGUAUUAUUGUAGAUUGUUAUUUUAAUUGUGGAAAAUUUGUGAGAUUGUAAAAUCUGUAAUUGGUACUGAUUUUUUUAAACUAAGUGUCAAACUUGAUUAAGGGAAAAACAGACAUAAAAAAAGCGACACGCACGUCCAUUCACUUCGGCCGAUUAAAAAAAAUUGAAUAUAGCUGUUUUGUUGAAUUAAACAAAUUCGAACAUCCCGAACAUCGAAUUGGCUUGACCUUUGGAACUUCUUUAGUGCGUCGCACACGCAUUAAUGAAGUCGCGUUGGAAACAGCUACCAUACUAUACUUUUUUUUUAAUAUUUUUAUAUUAUUUUUUUAAUAUUACAUAUAUUAAUAAUUAUUUUAAGAUGCCUAAACUCAUUUGUCCAUCCUCGGAAAUCUGUCAAAACUCCUUAUCAAUGUUGUAGUUCUUUUAAACACUUAUAUAUGUCAAUACUUCUUGAUGUUAAGGUGGAUUGUAUUAAGGAUUUGGGUUAGAAAAUUUAAAUAAUUUAGUAGAAAUGUUAUUUUUAGGUUAAAAGUAUUAUUUUAAGUCACCAAAUUGUAAAUGUUGAAAUUAUAAAGUCAUGUUAAUAUGUAUUCGUUUACUUAA
This is a messenger RNA of Pieris napi, 1571 nucleotides long. It is a transcript of the gene Ccm3, whose product is annotated as programmed cell death protein 10. The transcript has 5 exons. Gene Ontology annotation, biological process: positive regulation of MAP kinase activity; regulation of Golgi organization. Lineage: Eukaryota; Metazoa; Arthropoda; Insecta; Lepidoptera; Pieridae. The coding region runs from base 212 to 841 and encodes 209 amino acids. Gene Ontology annotation, cellular component: FAR/SIP/STRIPAK complex; Golgi apparatus. The record is from RefSeq and is a predicted model, not a curated record. Gene Ontology annotation, molecular function: protein kinase binding.